AUGUCUAGCACAGUCACCUUGACCACGGCGAGCAGUUUGACACCCACUGCCACUUCAACAGUGAGCUCCACGAUAACAGUGAGCAGCAGCGUGAGCGCGAUCGAGUCGAGCAGCGCGACGUCGAGCAGUACUGUUUCGAGUGCAACACAGUCGAGCAGCACCACGCUGGCCAGCACUACCGAGAGCAGCGGCACGACGCUGACGGCCACGACAGGGUCAUUCAACACUACGCUGACCGAGACAAGUACUUCGACGGCUAGUACGAGUGGCACCAGCAGCACGACGGCUAGCUCGAGCGUGACCAGCAGCACGAUGGCGCCAUCGGCAACUGGUACUUCCAGUGCUUCGGUGACCAGUAGUGCGUCUCAGACGAGCAGCAGUGUGUCCUCGAGCAGCACUGGCACGACCAGUACGAGCGCGAGUUCGAUCGCGGACACAUCCACGGCCACUUCCACGGCCACCUCCACGACAAUGAGCAGCGUGAAAGUGGUCGGGACGAGCAGCACGACUUCCAGCAAUACGAUUUCGACCAGUGUCACGUCGACUGCCACUUCAACAGUGAGCUCCACGAUGACAGUGAGCAGCAGCGUGAGCGUAAUCGAGACGAGCAGCGCGACGUCGAGCAGUAUUGUUUCGAGUGCAACACAAUCGAGCAGCACCACACCGGCCAGCACUACCGAGAGCAGCGGCACAACGCUGACGGUCACGACAGGGUCAUUCAACACUACGCUGACCGAGACAAGUGUUUUGACUGCUAUUACGAGUGGUACCAGCAGCACGACAGCAUCGUCAACCACUGAGCCCUCCAGUGCCUCGGUGACUAGCAGUGCGUCUCAGACGAGCAGCAGCGUGACCUCGAGCAGCACUGCCACGACCAGUGCGGGCACAAGCUCGAUCUCGGUGACGACGGCGAGUGCGAGCGUUACGAGUGGCACUACCACUCUGACCAGCACCUCGGAAUCAAGCACAACCUUUGUGACCACUACCACAGUGGCAACUGCAAGCUCUACUAUGUCCAGCACAAUGGCGACAAGUAUAGCAGCGACGAGCACCAGCACCUUGACCGCAUCCACCAUGUCUAGCACAGUCACCUUGACCACGGCAAUCAGUGCGACACCCAUUGCCACUUCAACAGUGAGCUCCACGAUGACAGUGAGCAGCAGCGUGAGCGUGAUCGAGACGAGCAGCGGGACGUCGAGCAGUACUGUUUCGAGUGCAACACAGUCGAGCAGCACCUCGCCUGCCAGCACUACCGAGAGCAGCGGCACGACGCUGACGGCCACGACAGGGUCAUUCAACACUACGUUGACCAAGACAAGCACUUCGACAGCUAGUACGACUGACACCAGCAGCACGACAGCAUCGUCGACCACUGAGCCCUCCAGUGCCUCCGUAACCAGCAGUACCUCUCUGACGAAAAGCAGUGUGACCUCGAGCAGUACUGUCACGACCAGUACGGGCACCAGCUCGACCACGGUGACGACGGCGAGUGCGAGCGUUACGAGUGGCACUACCACUCUGACUAGCACGUCAGAAUCAAGCACCACCUCUGUGACCUCUGCCACAGUGACAAUUACAAGCUCUACUAUGUCCAGCACAACAACGAUCAGCGCCAGCACCUUGACCACACCCACCAUGUCAACCGCAACCAUCUCGGCCACGGCGAGCAGUGCGUCACCCACUGCCACUUCAACAGUGAGCUCCACGACAACAGUGAGCAGCAGCGUGGGCGUGGUCGAGACGAGCAGCGCGACGUCGAGCAGUACUGUUUCGAGUGCAACACAGUCGAGCAGCACCACGCUGCCCAGCACGACCGAGAGCAGCGGCACGACUCUGACGGUCACGACAGGGUCAUUCAACACUACGCUGACCGAGACAAGUACUUUGACGGCGAGUACGAGUGGUACCAGCAGCACGACUGCAUCGUCAACCACUGAGACUUCCAGUGCCUCGGUGACUAGCAGUGCGUCUCAGACGAGCAGCAGUGCCACCUCGGGCAGCACUGCCACGACCAGUACGGGCACAAUCUCGAUCUCGGUGACGACGGCGAGUGCGAGCGUUACGAGUGGCACUGCCACUCUGACCAGCACCUCGGAAUCAAGCACAACCUCUGUGACCAUUACCACAGUGGCAACUGCAAGCUCUACUAGGUCUAGCACAACGGUGACAAGUAUAACAGCGACGAGCACCAGCACCUUGGCCGCAUCCACCAUGUCUGGCACAAUCACCUUGACCACGGCGAGCAGUGCGUCACCCACUGCCACUUCAACAGUGAGCUCCACGAUGACAGUGAGCAGCAGCGUGAGCGUAAUCGAGACGAGCAGCGCGACGUCGAGCAGUACUGUUUCGAGUGCAACACAGUCGAGCAGCACCACGCCGGCCAGCACUACCGAGAGCAGCAGCACAACGCUGACGUUCACGACAGGGUCAUUCAACUCUACGCUGACCGAGACAAGUACUCCGACGGCUAGUACGAGUGGUACCAGCAGCACGACGGCUAGCUCGAGCGUGACCAGCAGCACGACGGCAUCGUUGACUACUGAUACGAGCAUUACCACGGCGUCCAGCUCAAGCACGGAUUCCACCUCUACGGAGUCGAGCACAGCGUCGCGAUCUAGCACAACGAGCACGAGCAGCACCACAGGUUCCACGAUAACGAAGUCGAGCACGACGUUCCGAACAAGCACUACGGAAACGAGCAGCACAACGCGGUCCACCACAACGGAGUCGAGCAUCUCUUCGCAGGCAAGCACUACGCAAACAAGCAGUACACCGUGGACCGGCACUACGGCGUCAAUCACCACGUCGCGGACCAGCACUUCAACAACGAGCAGCACCACGCGGUCCGCCACAACAGGGUCGACCACUACGUCGGGGACCAGCACUACGGAAACAAUCAGCACUACGGGGUCCACCACGACGGCCUCGAGCUCAGCGACCCGGACCAGCACGACGGGUGCGAGUAGCACCACGAGAUCUUCUACUAUAGAGUCGAGCACUACAUCGCGGUCAAGCACUACGGAAACGAGCAGCACCAUGGGGACCAGCACUACGGGGACCAGCAGUACCACAGGGUCCACGAUGACAGGGUCGAGCACGUCAUCGCGGACGAGCACUACCGAACCGAGCAGUACCACCGUGUCCACCACCACGAACUCGAGCACGACGUCGCGGACGAGCACUACGGAAACGAGCAGCACCACGGUGUCCACCAUUUCGGGGACCAGCACGACGUCGCGGACCAGCACUACAGAAACGAGCAGUACCACCGGGUCUUCCACAACGGGAUCGAGCACCACGUCACGGACUAGCGCUACGGAGACGAGCGCUACCACGGCGUCCACCACUACGGAGUCCAGCACGACAUCCAGGACAAGUACUACGGGAACAAGCAGUAGCACGGGGUCCACUACCACGGAGUCAAGCACCACGUCGCGCACCAGCAAGACAGAGUCGAGCAGCACCACUGUGUCCACAACGACGGAGUCGAGCAGUACCACGGGGUCCACCAUCACGGAGUCGAGUACCACGUCGCGGACCAGCAUUUCUGAAACCAGCAGUACAACGGGAUCCACCACUACGGCAUCCAGCACCACGUCGCGGACAAGCACCACGGAAACGAGCAGCACUACGGUUUCCACCACGACGGCGUCGAGCACCACGUCGCGGACCAGCACUUCGGCAACGAGCAGCACCACGAGGUCGACUACCACGGAGUCCAACACGACGUCGCAGACCAGCACUACAGGGACGAGCAGCACCACGGUGUCCACCGCAACACAGUCUAGCACUACGUCCCGGAGCAGCACCACGAGAACAAGCACUACCACGAGGUCAACCUCUUCGGAGUCGAGCAGCACCACGGGGUCCAGCACGACGGAGACGAGCACUACGUCGCAGAGCAGCACUACGGAAACCAGCAGUACCACAGAGUCCACCACGACGGAAUCGAGCACGACGUCUCGGACGAGCAGCACAGAAACGAGCAGUACCACGGCUUCCACCACAACACAGUCUAGCACGACGUCGCGGACCAGCACGACGGAAACGAGCAGCACAACGAGGUCUUCUACUACAGAGUCGAGCACUACGUCGAGAUCCAGCACUACGGAAACGAGCAGCUCCACGAGGUCUUCUACUACGGAGUCGAGCACCACAUCAGGGACAAGCACUACGGAAACGACCAGCACCACAGGGUCCACGACUACCGAGUCGAGCAGUACCACGGUGUCCAGCACUUCGGAUUCGAGCACGUCAUCGCAGACCAGCACCACAGAAACGAGCAGCACAACGGGGUCCACCACCACGGCAUCCAGCACCACUUCGCGAACAAGCACUACCGAAUCGAGCACUACCACGGUGUCCACCACGUCGGAGUCUAGCAGCACGUCGUGGACCAGCACCACGGAAACGAGCAGCACCACGGUGUCCACCACGACGGAGUCUAGCAGCACGUCGCGGACCAGCACCACUGAAACUAGCAGCACCACGGUGUCCACCACGUCGGAGUCGAGUACCACGUCGCGGACCAGCACUACGGAAUCAAGCAGUACCACGGGGUCCACCACCACGGAAACGAGCAGCACUACGGGUUCCACGAUGACGGAUUCGAGCACAACAUCGCGGACAAGCACUACAGAAACGAGUAGCACAACAGUUUCCACCAGCACGGAUUCUAGCACGACGUCGCGGUCCAGCACCACGGAAACCAGCAGUACAACAAGGUCUUCCACUACGGAGUCGAGCAGUAUUUCGCAAUCCAGCACUACGGACACCACGACGGAGACGGGGACCGCGACGAGCUCGCCCACCACGACGACCGCCACGGCGUCUUCCACCACGAGCCUGACGAGCUCCUCGAGCGUCAGCACGACGACCGCCAGCAGCACCACCGUGGGCGAGCAGACCCUCGGCGGCUCCCUGAGCAUGUCCGUGCCCGACCCGGCAGCUUUCGUCAGCGACCCAGCGGCUCAGACCGCCGUCACGUCGGCACUCGCCAGCGUCCUCGGCCUCACGCAGAAGCAGGCCGACAACAACCUCGCGGUGUCGCUCUCCAUGGCCAGGCGCUUGGGCCGCCUGGGCCAGCCCCGCAGGCUCAGCCAGCAGAGCGUCGCGGCGAACUUCGUGCUCACGCUCGAAGCAGGCAGCCAGUCCUCGAACGCUGGCAGCCUGGUCGCCGGGCUCCGCGACGCCGUGGGCUCCGGCAGCUUCACCGACACCCUGACCUCGGCGCUCUCGGCCGCGGGCGCCGAUUCCUCGGUGACCGUGACGGGCGUGGAAGCCGACGUCUUUACGAGCACGACCACGGUCUCCACGGAGUCCGAGACCACGACCAAGAUCACGAACACAACCACCUCGACGAGGACCGUCGAUCACCGCACGACCACCGAGACGGGGACGGCCACUGUCACUGCGACCUCUGUCACCACGACCUCGAUCACGACCACGACGCAGGCCACGAUGUCGCUGUCGGCGAGCCCCGAGCAGCUCUCGGCGUGCGUGCCGCUGCUGAUUAGGGCGACGCCGCCGGACAGCGCGGAGGCGCUGGAGUGGUCGUGCGAGGCCAGCGUGGCGCCCGCCCCGCUGUGCGACGCCAUCCUCGCCGCGGUGGAGGAGCAGGCCCAGCGCAGCGCCACCACCGGAGCGCUCGUCGCCGAGGUCGCCCUGUCGCAGGAGGCGGUCGCGACCGCGGGCAGCUCGACGCUCGCGCAGCAUCCCGAUGUCGACUCCAUCUCGGUCACGAUCAGGGUGCGCGCAUACAGAGCGGCUGGCGGCAGCCGCCCCCUGGUAGAGGCCGAGCAGAGCAUCGCGUUCUCGCCGGAGGGCGCGCCGCACCUCACGUCGUGGCAGAGCGUGGGCUACGUGGGUGGCCCGGUGUCCUUCUCCCUGGCCGACGACUACGUGGUCCUGAGCGUCUCGUUCGAGGCCUGCGGCUCAUCGCCCUCCAUCGCGGGCGACGUCUCGUGGUCCUGGAGGGCCAGCGGCGGCUCCUGGACGCACGUGCAGACCGAGCUGUGGUCCCGCUUCCUGAUGACUCCGGCGCAGUUUGGAGGUCCAGGCGACUACGAGGUCCAGUGCGAGCUGAUGGACGGAUCGCUCGAGUCUUCCCUUCAGUUCCAGGUCACGAUCGAAGACGUGGGGCCUCCAGAGGUCGAGCUUGUCGCGCCCCUGGUCGCCAGCGCGGCCUGCGGCGUGAGCUUCGACGCGUCGGGGUCCACCGACCCACGGGGCGAGCUGCUGAACUUCUCGUGGGGCUGCAGCGCGGGCGGUGGCGUCUCCGCCGAGGAGCUGGCCACGUGCCAGGAGCUGGUCCAAGCCACGGGGUCGAGCCUGGCCCUGGCCGGCGGCCAGCUGGGGCAAGGCAACUACACCAUCACGGUGGUGGCCACCCGUCCCGACGGCUCCCGCGGCAGCGCGAGCGCCGACCUGGAGAUCGUCGGCCGCGACACGCCCAACGUCGCGAUUGGUAGCGUUGCCGGCCAGGUGUCGCCGCAGGAGGAUCUGCAGAUCUCCUACACGGUGAGCGUCGGCAGCGGCUGCAGGAGCCCCCAGUGGAAGACUUGGUACCUCAUCGACGAGGACGACCCGCUCGCGACCCCCACGAGCGUGUACCAGACCUCGCAGGCCGCGGCAUGGAUCAACGGCCUCUGGCUGCGGCCCGGGGACAACAUGCCAGAGCCAGGGAACUACAGACUGCGGCUCGUCCUCUCCGAGACUGCCGACGCGGGCUUGGUGACCUCGGAGUCCACCGGCGCCUGGGCCUUCGACUCGGAUGCCUUUGUAGUCGACGAGCCGCCCGCCGAUGGCUACGCCAUGGCCUACCCAGAGUCAGGCACUGCCGCGUCGACCAUAUUCACGCUGAAAACCGCCGGCUGGGUAGACGACGACGUCCCGCUCGAGUACCGGUUCUUCCGGAGCCCCAGUGCGUCGUCCGCGCGCAACGUCGUCUGGGUGACGCUCAGCGAAUGGAGAGAGGUGAGCACCUUCAGCCACUUGCUGCUCUCCGACAUUGGUGAGGUAACGAUCAUGGCACAGGCGAUGGAUCAGCUGGGCUCCGUGGCGGAGGCCACGACCACGGUCACCGUCGAUAAGGCCGAGAACGUGUCUGCCAUUGAGUUGCUCGACAUCGUGGCCGCCGUGUCGGGCGCUGGCGAGCAGUUUGCCACGAUGGCCGCGGUGGCCGCGGUGGCGGCCACGAAGGGGCAGAGCACGGGGAGCCCCGAGGACAACGAGUUCGCUCAGAGCCUAAUGAGCAUAAUGCAGUCCAGCGUGUCGAUGACCGCGGCCACGGCGGAGAUGGUGUCCUCCUUCAGCAACGCGCUGAGCGUGGUGGUCGGAGGCAGCGCCGCUGCGACGACGGCCGACGACAGCGAGGCGAGCACGGCGGCCACGACGAUGGACCCCGACGUGGCGCUGCAGGCCUCGCAGCUGCUGCUGAGCGUCGCGGGUGCCUCCAGUUCCCUCGCGCAGAGCAUGGACGCGGGGACGGCCAGCACGCUCCUCGGCGCGGUGGGCACGCUGGUCGGGGCGAAGCUCGAAGGUGGCCGCAGCCGCGGCGCGCGGUCGAGCUCCAAUCCCAACAGCUCCGAGGAGCUCCUGGCCUCGAACGUCCUCAGUAGCAUGAGCAUCAUCGGCGACGCUCUCGUCAUCGAUGCGGACGUGGGGGUCCCGUUCAGCGUCUCCUCCGGCAGAAUGGUGCUCACGGCCGUGAAGCAGAGCGUCGCGUCGAUGGCCUCGGGCGGGGCGUCGGUGGCCGACUUCAGCCUGUCGGCCACAGACGUCUCUGGCCCCCUGGCGGCCGCGUCUUGCGUCGCCGCCGAGGUGGGCCUUCAGGCCAUCCAGUGGUCCAGGAGCCCCCUCGCUUAUGCUGGGGCGGCCACCACGGCCACCGACUCUGCCAUCCAGACUGCUCUCGCGGCUGCUGGCUUCGACACGGCGCUGGACGGCGUGUCUUGCUGCGAGGUGUCGGAGAGCUCGGCGCAGACGCUCAGCGUGCGGGGCUGCGGCGUCACCCUCGAGGCCUCCGCCGGGUACGAGGCCAUCACGUUCACCGUCCCCCUGGCGGCCGAGCAGCUUAACUCCACGACCCAACAAGGCGUGCGCCUGUGCCAGCGCUGGGACCCGGACGCGACCGCGUGGGUCGACUCCGGCUGCUCGGUCCAGAACGUCACGGACCACCACAUCGUCUGCGCCUGCUCGCAGCUGUCCGCGACGUACGCGGGCACGUACGGCACGCGGCCGACACCGGAGGAGGUCCCGGUGCUCGUGGGCCUGGGCGCGUCGGUCGCUGUGGACACGGUGAGGAGCGCUGGGAUCGGGGCGAUCCUGGAGGGCACCUGGUGGAGGGAGCCCGCCGGGAUCUUCGUGUGGAUCCUGCUCGCGGGGUGGGCGCUGGUCGCCCUGGCCGUGCGGUGGCGCUCGGAGGCCAGCGCCUUCGUCUCCAGGGGCGGGCAGGCCAAGGGCGAGAACGGCACGGGGCUGAGCCUGAGCAGUCUGGCGGAGGCUGCACGAGCGCACCGGCGCGGCGGCAUCGCAGUGUACGUCGUGUGGUUGGCCGCGAAGGCGCUCCAGGUGAGGGCCGACGUGGGCCGCACCUUCGAGGUGCCGCUCCCGCAGGCCCUGCGGGAGCUCCUCGCCGUGAAGUGCCUGCAGAUGUCCGUCGCCGCCCAGCUGCGGGUUUCGAGCUGGGACCUGCAUCUGCUCGCGUCGAGCCAGGUCGAGGUGUCCGAGAAGAGGGCCAAGAGAGGCCGACGAGAAGUCGUCCAUCCCGCGCGGGAGGUCCCCGAGGGCUCCAAGGGCGCGGAGGCGGUGUUUAAGGAGGCGUGGGAGAGGGAGCCCGAGUACUUCCAGACAAAGGUGCGUGCGCUGUUCUGCAGAUUUCUCGGGGCGGUGCACCCGAUCGCAGGGCUGUCCCUCUUCAGUCUGGCGCUGCCCUCCUGGGUGCAGCUCGUGGUGCUGCUGGACUCCCUGUUCGGCUCCUUGGCGCUGCUGGCGCUGUUCCUCAGCGGGAGCGCCUGCACCGCCGACGCCGGUUGCGCAGAGUUCGGCGCCCUCGCACACGCCUUCCCCGACGUGCUCACGACGCUCCUGUGCGCAGUCCUCGGGUCGAUCCCCUGCCUGGCGGUGCUCGGCUUCUACGGCGAGAGCGCUGCAAGGAACCAGUGCAUCGUGCUCGUCGGCGUCGGGUACUUUGUCUUCAGUACGCUCGCGGUUAUGGUCUUCCUCGCCAACGUGAGCAAGGCUGACGGCGAGCGCUGGCUGGUCGCCGCGCUCAUGCGCCUCACACUCGCCUGGUUUCUGCAGCCGGCGCUCCUCGCCUUGCUGUGGUACGCCGUGGCGUUGCACCUCUCGCGCAGCCCAGAGUUGCUGCAGGCUGGUCGAGCGAGCCUGCAGAAGGCCCUGGUGACCGCGGACCGGCAGCCCACGGAGGCCGAGAUGCGCUUCCAGAUGUGGAUGGAGGAGAUCAUCUCCCGGGCGGCGGAGUUCGUCGGGCCGCAGGCGUUCGCAACGGCCGCGGGCCCCCCGCAGCACCUCCACGUGCCGCCGCUCCCGCCGCUCCCGAGCCAGCUCAGGCCACUGACGCCGACACCGUGGGGGCAGUCCCCGCGCGGCAGCGCCGCGUUGGCGCUGGCGGGACCCAGGCUGCCGGACGGCGGCUCGCCUCCGCCGCCCGCGCACGAGCCGCCGCAGUUGCAGCCGGAGCCAGCAUUUCUUUCAGAGCCGACCUGCUGGGAGCCCCCCCAGCAGCCGCUGGCGCAGCCGCUGGCGCAGCCGCCGGCGCAGCCGCUGGCGCAGCCAGGGCAGCCGUACGACCUCGUCGGCGCGACGAGGUGGACCCCCGCAUCGACUGGGCAGGGCGAGAUGGCCUCGCUGCGCAUGGUGGAGCAGCCGCCUCGAGCGAGCUGGCACCAACGCAUCGGCAGCGUUGGCAGCCCCUUUGCGGCGCCCAGCUCGCCGAGCAAUGCGCCGCCCCGCGCGGGCACGCCGCACGCCCCGCUGCCCCUGCGGCCGCCUCCGACCCCACCGACGGCGCCGCUGCAGCCCCCCGCGGCCAGCUCGGGUUUCUCGCUCUCCUCUGGCGCCCUGGCCCCAGCGCCUGCCUCCGCGCAGCCGCCGGGGGCGCCCUCGGGCGCCCAAGAGAUGCGGCAGUGGGCGCUCGCCAACAUGCUGCUGCCGGGGAGCGCUCCAGCGCCGUGGUCGGGCGGGCCAGCGCAGGCGGCCUCGGGGGGCCUGAUCCCGCCGCCGCCGCCGAUGACGCUGGAGGACGUCGGCCACAUGCAGAGGCUCCGCUCGCUGUACCGCGCCCCGGACUGCCCGCCCCCCCCGCCGCUGGGCAGGCUGCCGCUGCUGUCCCUGGACCACCGCUCCGAGGCGCUGCCGCCGCUCCCCCGCGUGGACCACGCCGCCGUGCUGGCGCAGGUCGCCGCGGCCCACGCGAAGCUGGCCGGCCCGACGCCGGCCACCGCGACACCCCUGGGCUUCGGGCCACGGGCACUCGGGGGCGCCGCCGCCGUGCCGAAGGCGGGCCCGCAGGCCCCGCCGACUCCGCGCACCCCACGAGACGAAAUGCAUCAGACACCGCCCAGGAGUCCUUCGGGGCCGUCGCCCACGUCUCCGAGGUGA
Molecule: messenger RNA, 10623 nt
Organism: Prorocentrum cordatum
Lineage: Eukaryota; Dinophyceae; Prorocentrales; Prorocentraceae
Source: the annotation of a GenBank genome assembly